UUUCUGGAAAUCAGCGAGGAAUCGACCCCGACAAGCCAUGUACGGAUCCAGAGGGGCAAUGUUGGGGAGCGGGGGGGGUUCAGACGGGUACGAGGUUGGCUCAAAGAGACAAAGAAUGACGCAAUCGAAUCCAUACUUCGCAGUUGGCAUGGGAGCCAGCAGCUUUCCUCCUUACGGAUAUGGUGCCGGGUUUCAGCCGCCGACAUUCCCGGUGGUUCGCUUGAGGGGUCUUCCUUUCAAUUGCAGUGACAUGGAUAUCUUUAAGUUCUUUGCUGGGCUGGACAUCGUGGAUGUCCUCCUAGUCAACAAAAAUGGAAGAUUCUCGGGAGAGGCAUUUGUUGUAUUUUCCGGGCCAAUGCAGGUGCAGAUUGCGCUGCAGAGAGACAGGCAAAACAUGGGGCGGAGAUAUGUGGAAGUGUUCCGGUGUUACAAGCAGGAUUACUACAAUGCGGUAGCUGCAGAGGUGAACUACGAAGGAGUCUACGACAAUGAGGGUGGUAGCGGGAGCCCUCCAGUCUCUGGCCCCUCCAGAGCAAAGAGGUUCUGUGAGAAAGACAAGCUGGAAUACACAGAGGUUCUGAAGAUGCGAGGCCUCCCUUACUCGGUGAAGAAAUCUCAGAUCGUAGAGUUCUUUAGUGGGUACAAGGUGAUCGAAGAGAGGGUACACAUAGUGUGUCGGCCAGACGGGAAGGCCACUGGAGAGGCAUAUGUGGAGUUUGAGACGGCAGAGGAGGCCAAGAAGGCGAUGGCUAAGGACAAGAUGUCGAUCGGGACAAGGUACGUGGAACUGUUCCCAUCAACGCUGGACGAGGCUCAAAGAUCUGAGUCAAGGUCUAGGCAUUGAGAGCAUUUUCUUUUUUGUGUUUUCCAUGUCUGUUGCUCGGCUGUGUAUCAUUUUAGGAUUUUGUCAGAUAUGAAUUUGACGAUAGUUUCGUUAAAAACGCACAAGCUUUCCAGAUUUAUAUUAGAUUUCAGAUUA
Tarenaya hassleriana is the source of this 979-nucleotide messenger RNA. Its product is annotated as heterogeneous nuclear ribonucleoprotein H. The record is from RefSeq and is a predicted model, not a curated record. The transcript has 2 exons. Gene Ontology annotation, molecular function: RNA binding. Gene Ontology annotation, cellular component: ribonucleoprotein complex. NCBI's taxonomy places the organism in Eukaryota, Viridiplantae, Streptophyta, Magnoliopsida, Brassicales, Cleomaceae. Bases 38 to 844 code for a protein of 268 amino acids.